Molecule: messenger RNA, 558 nt
Organism: Radiomyces spectabilis
Lineage: Eukaryota; Fungi; Mucoromycota; Mucoromycetes; Mucorales; Radiomycetaceae
Exons: 2
Biological process (GO): microtubule cytoskeleton organization; dynein-driven meiotic oscillatory nuclear movement; establishment of mitochondrion localization
Cellular component (GO): mitochondrion; cell cortex
Molecular function (GO): tubulin binding
Source: RefSeq, a predicted model, not a curated record
GAGAGGUUGAAAGAAGAGAUCUGGGAUUUAGAACUUAAUAAACAGGAGCUGUCGCAGCAGCUCUCUGAUUUGCAGGAGGAGCAGGAAAAGACUUUGGCCGAUCAAGCCCGGAUGACACGGCAUCAAACCGAGCUACUACGAGAACUGGAAUAUAUGAAAUCGCAACAAACUCAGUGGUCGCAAACAUUGGAGAGCUUACAGCAAAACCACCAGGAAGAAAUAUCUCAUGUACGAAAGUCAUUAUGCCAUUUGCAGGACGAGAACGAAAGUUUAUCCAAACGGCUUUCGCAAAUGCUAGAGUCAGAAAAGUUGCAGCUGGAUUCACAACCGUCGUCACCUAGACAAUGUUCGUUGAUGAAGCAGCCAUCGGUGGAAGUUCAAUCUUUGGAAAUCGAGCAGCUCAAGGCAUCGUUGAGCGAAGCCACCUAUCGCCUCGAAACUAUGCAAAGACAACUGGAAGAUGAAAGAGAAGAACGUAUGGAAAUUCAUAAACUGCUGCAAGAAGCCCAGGACCAAAUCCAACAUUUUCGGCAAUCAUCUUUAUGGUCGCCCAGCUCU